AAAGUGUGUCUUUUAUAAGAAAAAGCAGAUUUGAAAUCAGCAAGAGACUAAAACGUGAAUGAACAUUGUCCAAAGUAACCAAUCACAAAAGUGAAAGCAAGUGAAGGAAAGAUUGGUGACAUGUCAAACUCAAAGAGUUCUGAUUCAAUCACUGAUAUGAUUCAAACAUAAACAAGUUCCAAGGAUUGAUUUCUCUUCUUCUUGAUCUUCAAUGGAUUUAUUUUACCAUUUCCUUGUUUUAUUUCUAUGCUUUCUACCAUCUGUUGAGUGCCAAGUUAAAGAAUUUGUCAGCAUAGAUUGUGGCGGAGCAAGUAAUUACACAGAUCCACGUACCGGGUUAGCAUGGAUUUCGGACACUGAAAUCAUGAGCCAUGGCAAAUCAGUAGCAGUGGAGAAAUCAGACGAAGACAGGCUGCAGUAUCAAAGGCGCCGAGACUUCCCCACAGACAGCAACAAAUACUGUUACACACUAAGCACAGAAGAAAGGAGGCGGUAUAUUGUCCGAGCAACAUUUCUAUACGGCAGCUCGGUAAAUGUAGAUACAUACCCCAAAUUUCAGCUCUACUUGGAUGCAACUAAGUGGUCAACUGUAACUGUGUUGGAUGCUUCCAGAGUGUAUUGGAAGGAAAUGAUCAUCAGGGCACCUUCAACUUCUAUCGAUGUGUGCUUGUGCUGUGCAACAACAGGUUCUCCAUUCAUAUCCACACUUGAGCUGCGGCCUUUAAAUCAUUCAAUGUAUGCUACAGAUUUCGAGGAUGCUUUCUUUUUAAAAGUAGCGGCGAGAGUAAAUUUUGGGGCUCCAAGCAAGGAAGCAAUAAGGUACCCGGAUGAUCCUUAUGACCGAAUAUGGGAUUCAGAUCUUGAUAGAAGGCAGAAUUAUCUAGUAGGGGCAGCCACUGGCACAGAACGAAUCAAUACAACAAAGAACAUAGACAUUAAAACAAGAGAGUAUCCGCCUGUCAAAGUUAUGCAAACUGCAGUUGUUGGCACUCAAGGCAAGAUCAGCUACAGAUUGAACCUAGAGGACUUCCCAGCCAAUGCUCGAGCUUAUGCAUACUUUGCUGAAAUUGAAGACUUGCGGAUGAAUGAGACCCGGAAAUUUCAAAUGAAGGAGCCUUAUAUGUCUGACUAUAGCAAUGCUGUUGUGAAUAUUGCUGAGAAUGCAAAUGGAAGCUACACUCUGUAUGAACCCAGCUACAUGAAUGUAUCACUGGAUUUUGUUCUGUCAUUCUCCUUUGAAAAGACCCGGGAUUCUACUCAAGGACCGCUACUAAAUGCAAUUGAAAUAAGUAAAUAUUUACUGAUUGCCUCAAAGACAGAUGAAAGAGAUGUGGAUGUCCUCGAUGCCUUUUGCUCCAUGUCUGCUGAAAGUGGUCGGAAAAGUAACGGUGAUCCUUGCAAUCCAGCUCACUGGGAAUGGGUUACGUGCAGCUCUACCAUACCAACAAGAAUCACAAAAAUUGUGCUGUCAGGAAAGAACAUGGACGGAAAAAUCCCAUCUGAGCUUAAGAACAUGGAGGAAUUGACGGAGUUGUGGUUGGACAGCAACUCCCUCACUGGGCAAAUUCCUGACAUAAGGAAUCUUAUCAAUUUAAAAAUUGUGCAUCUAGAGAAUAACAACCUGAGUGGUCCAUUACCUUCUUACUUGGGUACCUUGCCAAGCUUACAAGAAUUGUAUGUGCAGAACAACUCUUUAAGUGGGGAGAUCCCUCCAACAUUAUUGACAGGAAUAGUAAUUUUUAACUAUGAAGGUAAUCCUCAUCUAAGUCAAGGAGCAAAGCAUAAGAAACAUCAUAGGUUGAUACUUGGAAUUUCAGUCGGAGUACUUGCAAUUCUUCUUGUUCUGUUCUUAGGAAGUUUGCUAUUACUACAUAACCUUCGAAGGAAGACAUCUUAUCAGAAAAGUGAUGACAAAGGUGAUUCUUUGCGCACCAACAACAAGUCUUCAAUCGGUUACUCAAUUGCAAGAGGGGGACAUUUAAUGGAUGAAGGAGUGGCAUACUUCAUUCCACUAUCUGAUAUAGAAGAAGCAACUAAUAGUUUUUCAAAGAAAAUUGGAAAAGGAAGUUUUGGACCUGUCUAUUAUGGCAAAAUGAAAGACGGAAAAGAGGUAGCAGUUAAGAUCAUGGCUGAUUCAUCCAGCCACGGAACCCAACAAUUUGUGACUGAGGUUGCUCUCUUAUCAAGAAUUCAUCAUAGAAACUUGGUUCCUUUAAUUGGAUACUGCGAAGAAGAACAUCAGCGAAUGCUUGUCUACGAAUACAUGCACAAUGGAACCUUGCGGGAUCACAUUCAUGAUUCUGUCAACCAGAAGCACCUAGACUGGCUAGCUCGUCUUCAUAUCGCAGAAGAUGCAGCUAAAGGUCUCGAGUACUUACACACUGGAUGCAACCCUAGUAUCAUUCACCGAGAUGUAAAAACAAGCAAUAUUCUCCUAGACAUCAACAUGAGGGCAAAAGUAUCUGAUUUCGGACUUUCAAGACAAGCUGAGGAAGAUCUAACCCAUAUCUCAAGUGUGGCACGAGGAACCGUAGGCUACCUUGAUCCUGAGUACUAUGGGAAUCAGCAAUUGACUGAAAAGAGUGAUGUUUACAGUUUUGGUGUUGUCCUCUUGGAACUGAUCUCUGGAAGAAAGCCUAUCUCAACAGAAGAUUAUGGGGCUGAUUGGAACAUUGUUCACUGGGCAAGGUCUUUGAUUCGCAAAGGGGAUGUAAUUGGCAUCAUCGAUCCUUUGCUAGCUGGAAGUGUCAAAAUUGAGUCGGUAUGGAGGAUUGCUGAAGUCUCAAUCCAAUGUGUUGAACAGCAUGGAGUUUCGCGCCCAAGGAUGCAGGAAAUCAUAUUGGCCAUACAAGAUGCAAUCAAGAUUGAAAAAGGAAGUGAAAAAAUAUCUUCACGUUCAGGAAGUUCAAAAGCUCAAUCUUCACGAAAGACUCUACUAACAAGCUUUCUUGACAUUGAAAGCCCAGACUUAUCGAAUGGGUGCCUACAACCCUCUGCAAGAUAAAUAUGCAACCACCCACCUGAAAGACUUGGUAUCACAAUAACAUAUAUAUAUAUAUAUAUAUAUACACGCCUAUUUUUAUUUUUAAUUUUUCUGUAGAUACAGUAGUACACAUAUUGUCAUCUUGUUUAUAAGACAUGUUUUGAGUUGUAGAGGAUAACACAGAAACAAUACCUUUCAGAUAACUAAACUCCUUUUGCGUUA
This is a messenger RNA of Cornus florida, 3205 nucleotides long. Its product is annotated as probable LRR receptor-like serine/threonine-protein kinase At1g67720. The transcript has 15 exons. Gene Ontology annotation, biological process: protein phosphorylation. Gene Ontology annotation, molecular function: protein kinase activity; ATP binding; protein binding. The record is from RefSeq and is a predicted model, not a curated record. The coding region runs from base 212 to 3004 and encodes 930 amino acids. NCBI's taxonomy places the organism in Eukaryota, Viridiplantae, Streptophyta, Magnoliopsida, Cornales, Cornaceae.